AUGGGGAAGGCUGUUAAAAAUGUAGCGGAUUCUGCAGGACUUGAUCUUAUCCCUAUGCCAUUUGGCUAUGCCAAAGAGGCUGGAAAAACCGUAGAGGAAUGUGGCAAAGAGAUUAAGGUGCACGGACCUUCAGAUAGAGAAAGAGUUGUGGCGUUGGUCUAUUGUGAACACCUGAAUAUGAUCGUGGUCGACUACACCAUGCCUGUUGCAGUGAACAGGAGCUUCCAGAGAGAGGAGGAGGGAGCUGCAGAACUUCGGCUAUGGAGAAAACCAGGAGGUGAGAGAACCAGAGAUAGGAGGAGUGAAGGAAGCUCGGUCAAGGAAAAAGGAGCGAUCUCUGCCUCUGAGCAGAGCAAGAGCUACCUUUUUGAAACGAAGAAGGAGAAGGAUGAAGAAGGCAAAACGGAGAAGAUGAGAAUGAGCGCGGUGGUUGGUGCCGUGAAGGUGAUGGAGUCCCAUCAAUCAAGCGAAUUGGACACAUCUGGAACAGCUAAGGCGGUAAUUUCUUACUUUGAGAAGUUGGGAGCGUCUUUUGACAUGUAUCAGAUCCAGCAGAAGGCAGGCCAGCGUAUAUACAAUAUGAUUGAUGUUUUGCCCGGGGGGGGUGGAUGGUGGGCGCGGGGCGGUAGCAUGCGUUGA
Messenger RNA from Eucalyptus grandis, 639 nucleotides. Its product is annotated as 4-hydroxy-tetrahydrodipicolinate reductase 2, chloroplastic-like. Gene Ontology annotation, molecular function: 4-hydroxy-tetrahydrodipicolinate reductase activity. The transcript has 4 exons. The record is from RefSeq and is a predicted model, not a curated record. Lineage: Eukaryota; Viridiplantae; Streptophyta; Magnoliopsida; Myrtales; Myrtaceae. Gene Ontology annotation, cellular component: chloroplast stroma. The coding region runs from base 1 to 639 and encodes 212 amino acids.